CUUCCCUGCUCCUGUGGCCACCCCAGGGCUGAUCCAAGCCAGGAUGCUGGUGGCCUUCUUGGCCACCUGGGCCACUGCUGGCUCAUGUUCAGCCACUGUCAUCCAACACCCCCAGGUCCUCCUCUGCCAGGCAGCUUUCCAGACUCAUGUGUAUUUAUCUCCUUUUCCAUAUCAACACUAUUUUCUCUCCCCCUCUCUGUCCUUCCAGUACCUCCUUCUUCCGUUCAGACUCUGCGAUCAUCUUGGGUCCAUCACCAUCCAGUCUUCCCACCCCCAAAACUCUUCUCAUAUUCCCCAUGAUCCAUGUCCCCCUCUCCACAGCAUUGGGUCCCCGUACCUGUGCAGAGGCUCCUGGAGGACGGGGUGUCUUGGGGACCUCGGUGUGGGUGUCUUGCAGAGGAUGGUGGCCUCGGAGCAGCAGAGGUUGCAGAAUGCCUUCAAGGAGCUGCAGGAGGGCAUCCUGCUGGCCCAAGGACAUGAGAAGCUCACCAAGGAGCGUGGUGAAUACACCUCCAGUGUUUCGGAGAGGAAAUCGCUGCUGGAUACACUGAUAGUGGAGAUAGAGAAGAAAUGGGACCAGGCGGUCUUUGAAUUCCUUGUGGAUGUUGGCCAAACCCUGAGCGGGUGUGAGGCAGCGAAGGUCCUGAACCCAAAGCCAGUUUCUCUGGAGCAGCAGAAGACCAUUAAGAGCCUCUCUGAGAUGAACUGGUGGGUCAUGGUCGAGAUGGCCAUCUUCAAAGAGAACCUGCUGAGUGUGACGGACAAAGAGAGGGUUCAGCACCUUGAGUUGGCUUUUGAGCGCAGAUCAACAAUAUCUUUGCAGAUGCUCGUGGUCCAGGCGAUGCUGGUGGCACCGCAGAGCUUGGAGCUGGCUGGAGCUCUUGCUGUCCAGGCUCUGCCCUCUCAGUUUUCAGCAUGAGGGAUGGCUGUGCCUCAGUUUCCCCCAGACUGUGGUCCCCUCUUUGAGCCAGACCUUGGAGGAACGGGUUUAGCAGAGGCUGUGAGGUGGUGGCACUGCGUGGUGACAUCUCUGUGACCCUGUGGGACAGCCGCGGGAUGGCAGCAGAACAUCCAGCAUGCAGCUCCAGCUCUGAGCUUGCCUGGCUGAGCAGGAUUAAGAGCUGAUUUUCCUCUUGUGAAGGUGAGGCUGAACCCAGAGACGGCAAACGCACAACUCAUCCUCUUGGAGGACCUCAGAACUGUGCAGAACCUCAGAACUUGGGAUACAGAGAGCGAAACAUCUCCGACAACCCCAAGAGAUUCAUGGGCAGCAGCAGCAUCAUGGGCUCCCAGGGCUUCUCCGCUGGGAGCUGGAGGUAGGAGCUGGGCACGAGUGGGGGUUACCGUGGAGUCCCGUGGAAAGGAAGGACUUGAUUGCCACAUCCAUGAGCAAGAUCUGGGCCCUGCAUCUGGACUGGAAGGGCCAGUACACAACAUUCCACAUGCGUCCGGUCCUGCUGGCACUGAAGGAAGGGCUCCAGGGAAUCAGGGUCCACCUAGACUAUGAAGGAGACCAAGUGACCUUCUAAAACGUGGAGAACAUGGUCUUCCAGUUCAGCAUCUCCUUCACCAAGAAAGUCUUCCCAUACUUUUGGAUCCAGUCGUAUGAAACCCACAUCCAGCUGUGCGCCUGAGCAGGUCGGACACCUUCUGGUCCUCUGCCCCGUGCCCUUGGCUAGCUGAAGAGGCAACUCAUUCCCUUGGGACAACACAACAUCGCGUUGCAAGCUCACAGCAGCUCUACCUGGGCUGCAUCUGCUCUUCAUGUUGCUGUAUCUCCUCCUGCCAAGUCCUUUGGGGCAUUAAAGAUGUGUUUUCUU
Molecule: messenger RNA, 1820 nt
Organism: Cuculus canorus (common cuckoo)
Lineage: Eukaryota; Metazoa; Chordata; Aves; Cuculiformes; Cuculidae
Exons: 6
Coding region: 44-919 (291 amino acids)
Source: RefSeq, a predicted model, not a curated record